AUGGCCACUCUAGACCCAGGUCCUCUGGACUUGCGCUGUUUUUCUCCGGACUCGAGGCCUGCAGAUGUCGCCAGCAUGCUCUAUAAUGGUAUCUCGGAUCGGUCACGGGGCUGGAAGUCGAGCAGGUCAAGGGACUUUGUUGGAGCAGACGCGAGGAUGCAGCGCGGCUUCAGUGUGAAGAGAUGGGACGGCAGCGCCAGGAUCAUGUCUGGCUGGGACAACCUGAGAAAGGACCCGGAACUUUGGUACAAGAACGGUGACUGCUUCGUGCACUUAUACGAGAAGGGCCGGUCACAACGGGGUCCCGCCUUCAAGGUCCCUUUCGCAUGUCUCCUCUCCGCCCAGUGCACGCCUCUGAUCGAAAUGUUUGUGGAUCGAUCGGUAUCAGAGGAAGAAGCUCAUCAAAACGGCCGUGUCGACCUUUAUAUCCCCGCGCCGCCGAUAGCGACUCGCUCCCAGUCACUGCAGUAUCACAUCGCGACCAGGAAUUUCUUCGCCUGGAUUUUUAGGCGAUCAAUGGUUGGAAACCACCUUGGAAACGCACUGGUGGCCCUACUCAGCAGCAUGCAUGAGUUUCGCGACGCGGGUGUUGACAACAAGCAAGAUCUGCUGAGCUACCUUGACGAAGAGGGAUAUCUAGAUACCCGACAUCAGCCCAAUCAUGCCCUUGCCAUCCUGCAUGUGGCUGAGAACUUUGAGUUGAGGGAGCUGUACAUUGAUGCGUUUGCGCAUUGUGUCGGGAUGAGCGAGCAACUGUACAAGAGUCCAGAGUAUUCGCGCAUCAGUGUCGUAUCAAGGAAGCUUAUCCGGGUGGCUAGGGUUGAUCUGGACAAUCGGCUCAGCCGCGCCGGCGCAAUGCUGGGAGAUCUUCUCGAAACCGAACUUUCGGAAGCCCACCUGGGCUUGUCAACUGGAGCCCGAGCCCAUCUUGACCGCUUCAGGAGCUACAUCCAAGGGUUCUAUGCCACCAAGUUCGGUUAUUUUCCACCGCCGUCUGCCCAAGCAGGGCACAGCACGAUAUUCAAACCUGAGGUAUAUCACACUCUCUGCGCAGACUUCGAGGCGCUCUACGAAUACCUUGUCGAUGAAAGGUUCACGGCGCACAGCAAUAGCCCCUCUGGGGCGCAAGGAGGGCUAUGCACGCUUCAGAGUGUGCAGGCAUUCGACUCGAGAAAUAAGUUCCCUCCUCUGGACCAUCCCUUACCACUCUUGCCAGAAACAACAAGAAGCAAAGAAUCCCGCAGAAUUUCGAUGCCCUGGCACCUUGUCACAGCUGCCAGGGCAGGCGACGGCAAGCUGCGCCCCGACCAGCGCCUCAUGGUACACGCUGCACUGAUGAAAGCGACCAAUCACUGCAAAGUACAUCUCAUGGAAAACAGACUGGUCCUGGCGUACCGCCAAUUCGAGGAGAGUUCGGUGCUCACACCGCAUAAAGCUAAUCGGGCAGUCUCCCAGGUUGAUGCCCGCAAGGUGCGGUGGCUGUUCGUCUACGCAAUGCACCAGGUACUCCGAAGCUGUGCAACUGUGCCGCGGGAGGUCAAAUUCACUGACAGGGUGGAUUACCACCUCGCCGUCUCAACAAAAGGAUUGCCGCCGUGGGAGACACGGGAGCAGGGUGUUGCUCCCCCUGCGUUGAGGUCGGCCAGCUACAGCGGAGCCAUCUCCAAAGCCAAUCCCCCACUGGCAUUCGCAGCGCGCGGUCGAUCCAUCAGUGCGAUCCCACUGGCAACCUCAUUCGUCUUGCCCCCCGUGAAGGGUUCCCUGUUGGAGACGAGCAGCACCGAGAUCCAACCUGACAUUGACUACUUCGCGCUGACACACCGUGAUGAAAGUCCGUCCAUCGGGAGAGGAAAACAGGGUGACCCCCACACGCCCUUGGCGCGCUCCGGUUCCAGGACUCGCAGCCUCACGAGAGCCAUGUCUCUCCGACGAUCGCUGAGCAUUUUUCGCAGUCCUCCAAGCCAGCAAACAAAAGUUGUGGAGCACGAGCCAUCGACACCCACUCGACGCCCAUCUAGUCGGAAUUCCGUGUACCAUGAAAUCGUCGUUCAGGGAUACGGAAACGGCACAAACGGCGUCACUAACACCUCAAAAUGCAAAGAAAACUUGGAGGUCUUGCCCGACAUAAAAGAGUCAUCGAGACCGACACCUUCUCUGAAAGUAGUUACAACACCAUCUGAAAAUACAACCACGUGCAGAUCCGCCUCGACAAGCUCAACGAGCAGCUAUGUCUCAGCGCUAUCAUCAGCCUCGACAAGCCACACUAUCAGCAGUGCAUCCACGACACCCACCACCGUGGACGGCAGCCCAAGCUCCACACGUUUCUUUAGACAAAAAUGGGACAGCACCCUCCCGGAUAUAGCAGGAUCCCCCGAGGCCCCACCUACCGUCCUCGCGGACACGAAUAAUCCCCAACCACAACCACAGCCGCAGACGCAGACGCAGCCACAUCAAACAACGCCCUCAAAAUACGACAACCUGACCUUCCCCCUCCGCCGCCACCGCACCCGCAAGUCCGUCCGCGCAAUGUAUUCCAGCGACGACAUGCUCGCGUCCACGCCCAAGGCGGAGCCGCAGCUGCAGGCGCCGCCCCUGCCCCGGCGCAGCAGCAAGCGCUUCCGGAAGCCCUCGUCGUCGAGCGGCGGCGGCGGCGGCGGCGGCGCGGGGCCGUCCAAGCGCUGGAGCCUGGCGGAGGUGGUCUCGUCGCUGCGCGAGAGGAGCUCCGCGGCCGACAGCGAUGCCGAGGGCGAGGAGGGCGAGGAGGCGACGUGGGGGCUCGCGCCGUCGCCCCUGCGCAUCACCAAGGCUAUCAGGCGGCCUGGGACGGCGGCGGCGGGUGGGAACAAGCAGCAGGGGGUUGGUCUUGGUGCAGGUGAUGAUGAUGAUGGUGAUGAUGCGCAGCGGAGGGAUUCCAGCGAUGAGUGGGAGAAGUCUGUGGUGCAUAGCCCGGCGGGCGGGGAUGUUAGCCCGCCUUGGGCGUGGGAUCAGUUUGCUGAUCUCGGGGGGCUGCAGGAUGUCUCGGGGCUGAAGUGA
Molecule: messenger RNA, 3033 nt
Organism: Diaporthe batatas
Lineage: Eukaryota; Fungi; Ascomycota; Sordariomycetes; Diaporthales; Diaporthaceae
Exons: 3
Coding region: 1-3033 (1010 amino acids)
Source: RefSeq, a predicted model, not a curated record